AUGGCUGGGCUUUGGGCAGCAUGCACUUUGCUGGCUGUGAUCUCUUCAGCAUGGGCGGAUAAAACCGCGGCUGAUUACUUUGUCCAUUCGCUACCAGGACAGCCAGAUGGCCCUCUCCUGAAGAUGCACGCUGGGCAUAUUGAGGUUACUCCUGAACAUAACGGACACAUGUUUUUCUGGCACUAUCAGAACCGACACAUCGCCGACCGACCACGAACCGUCAUUUGGCUCAAUGGUGGGCCGGGAUGCAGCUCAAUGGACGGGGCAUUGAUGGAGUUGGGCCCUUACCGAGUAAGAGAGGGAGGAAAACUGGCUUACAACGAAGGUUCCUGGGACGAGUUCGCCAACCUAUUAUUUGUGGACAACCCGGUCGGUACUGGCUUCAGCUACGUAAAUACGGACAGCUAUGUCCACGAACUGCCGGAGAUGGCCAACCAAUUUGUUACUUUCAUGGAAAAGUGGCUCGAGCUAUUUCCACAGUAUGAAAACGACGAUCUCUACAUCGCAGGCGAAUCCUAUGCUGGACAAUACAUUCCUUACAUCACAAGGGCUAUUUUGGAUCGCAAUGCCAAAUCGAAGAAUCAGGGGAAGCGGGUAUGGAACCUCAAAGGCCUCUUGAUCGGGAAUGGCUGGAUUGCUCCAGCAGAACAAUACCAGGCCUACCUCCGGUUUGCCUACCAGUCUAAUCUAAUCCAAGGCGGUACUCCCGAGGCGGAUAAAGUUGAGGCGGCGCAAGUAACCUGCAUCAACGAACUUGCUAAACCUGGCGGGACGGAAACGGUGGAUGUCAGUGCAUGCGAGGCUGUUCUUUCUACGAUUCUCGACGUGUCCAAGGUGGACGGCAUGUGUUACAACAUGUACGACAUCACUCUCAAGGACAAGUGGCCAUCAUGCGGAAUGGCCUGGCCUCCAGAUUUGGAGACCGUGACGCCUUAUCUGCGCCAGGACGAUGUUCUUGCGGCUCUGCACGUGAAUCCCGACAAACGGACUGGGUGGGUUGAAUGUUCGGGGGCUGUUUCAUCUUCGUUCCGGGCUAGGAACUCGAAACCGAGUGUUCAACUACUCCCAGGCAUUCUUGAGGAAGGCAUCCCAGUGCUAUUGUUCAGUGGCGCGAACGACCUGAUCUGCAAUCAUCUUGGAACUGAGGACUUCGUCAACAACAUGCAGUGGCUAGGAGGCAAAGGAUUUGAGCUCGCUCCUGGGGUAAUAGCUCCUAAACGCGAUUGGGAAUUUGAAGGUGAACCAGCUGGGGUGUAUCAAGAAGCAAGAAACCUCACCUAUGUCAAAUUCUACAAUUCGAGUCAUAUGGUGCCCUUCGACUACCCUCGACGGACCCGUGACAUGCUUGAUCGAUUUAUUGGGGUGAAUGUCACAGGGAUUGGUGGUCAGCCGACCGACAGCUUCAUUGAUGGUGAUAAGGUGGGCACUGAAACAGAGGUUGAAAAGCCAGCCAACAGCACCGUACCCGUCACCGCCGAAGAGCAGAGCCAAAAACUCAAAGACGCCGAACUCGAAGCCUACUAUCGCAGCGGCGAGGCAGCUCUGGUGUUUGUGCUCAUUGCCGCAGGCUUGUUUGGUUGGUGGGUGUGGCGAGGAAGGAGAAAGGCCCGAAGUCAAGGGUAUAUCAGCGUCCCGCUUGCCAACAGCUCGAUGCGAAAAGGCCGCGGAGACGUGGAAGCGGGGGAUUUUGAUGAGAGUGAGUUGGACGACCUAGAGUCGAGCCGGCGACAUGGUAAUAUGCAAUCCCAACGCUAUGAUCUGGCAAGCGAUAGUGAGGAUGAAGAUACCGUUGUUCAGCAUGAUGAUGGUAAGGGAGAGCGAUCCAGCCCUCGGUGA
This is a messenger RNA of Fonsecaea nubica, 1836 nucleotides long. RefSeq lists its product as hypothetical. The transcript is spliced from 2 exons. Gene Ontology annotation, molecular function: serine-type carboxypeptidase activity. The record is from RefSeq and is a predicted model, not a curated record. Bases 1 to 1836 code for a protein of 611 amino acids. Gene Ontology annotation, biological process: proteolysis; apoptotic process. NCBI's taxonomy places the organism in Eukaryota, Fungi, Ascomycota, Eurotiomycetes, Chaetothyriales, Herpotrichiellaceae. Gene Ontology annotation, cellular component: trans-Golgi network.